CCCACGCCUCACUAUUUCUUCCACCUCCGUCUUUGUUGACCAUAUUGACCCCCCCCCAACCCCAAAUCCCUCACAGCUCUCUGGGGGAACGCCUUCAAUUCUCUCUCACAGAUGAAGCACCACCACCAGCACCAUGCCGCCACCUGGAAACUCAUCAUACUCCUCCUCCUCCUCAUCCUCGGCUCCACAGGCCCAAACGCCGCCGUUUCGGCCUCCGCGCUUCAGCGAUCACAGCCGAACCACAACGCCGGCCUCUCUCGCUCUCCCAGCCGAUCGCUCCUCUCCCAUCCACCGCCUAAGCGUAGCACUCAAUUUGUGGCGGUGCCGGAGGGGAAGUUACGGUUAGUGGACACUGAUUCCGGUGCAGUAAUUUAUACUGUGGAUUUAGGGGCGCCGCUGUACAGUUCAUACCAGGCUCCUCAAGGCAAAGAUAACAAUAGGUUCCACGUAGAUGUUGAUGAAGAUGGCGAGGUCUGUUUGGUCAGUAAUGAUAUCAAACAGAACCUGCAUAUUCCAAUAUCAGAGUUUGUCCACAAGACGCCUUAUACAUUAGAGGAUGGAUCAGUUACACUUGGAUCGAAGAAGACCACUACCUUUGUGAUUGAUCCGAUGACCGGAAGGACAAUUCACACAUACACUUCAUCUCGUGGAGAGGAGCAGGGUGUUCUGUACCCUGGUUUUAUUAAAGGCAUUAAGCAAUGGAUCAAGCCUGUUCCAACCAAUCCAAAUGCUGCUAAGGCGCUACUAUAUGUCACGGUGACAGAGUAUUCCUUGAAGGCAUACUUUCCACAUUCAAAUGAAGUCUCAUGGAAUUUGACAUAUUCUGAAAUUGGAGUUAUUUCAUUUUGUUCAGAUAUUGAGAGUCCGGUUAGUGGGGCCUUUGGUUCUGAAGCAGGCAGUGAUAUUGUUUUACCGUUAUCAUGUCAAUCAAAAAUAAGAGUCCGCCAUCAAAAUCGUAUAUCGAUUGAACCAUCUAGACAUGGCAGAUUGUUAGAGGAACAUAGCACAGAUAAGAUCCUCUCAGAUCCCACUUCAAAUGCAAUGCAUGUUGUGAGAAAAUCUCCUAAAGGCAUGUUAGUCAUGCUUUUUGAUUGGUCACGAGUUUUGACUCUCACUUUCUCCUUUGUCAUCCUCAUGGGCUUUGUUAUAUACUGCCAUACUUAUGUAGUUAAAAGGCAACAGCUCAGUAAUUCUGAUUCAAAUACUGCACCUUCCAAGAGAAGGAAGAGUCGGAAAUCAGAAAAGAAUGCUAGUGGCAUUGGUGAAGAAAAGGAGAAACAUGUAUCAUCUCAGGAUGAGGAAGCUUUAGCACACUCUGAGGGUGAUAACAAAACAUUGUUCCUUGAUAAACUAUUUUAUGGUGCUGCAGUCGGUCGCAGGAUUGGUAAACUACUUGUAUCAAAUACAGAGAUCGCCAAGGGAAGCAAUGGCACCAUUGUCCUGGAGGGAGUUUAUGAAGGUCGACCUGUUGCAGUCAAACGCCUUGUUCUAGCUCAUCAUGACGUGGCUUUUAAAGAAAUUCAGAAUCUUAUUGCAUCUGACCAACAUCAGAACAUAGUCCGAUGGUACGGUGUGGAGUACGAUCGAGAUUUUGUCUAUCUCUCUCUGGAGCGUUGUAUUUGCAACUUGGAUGAUUUGAUACAAAUUUACUCAAAUUCCGGUGAAAAUCCUGUAGCUGGUGAGGAAUAUGCUAUGAUUCAAAAUAAAGUUCGCUUGUCAACGGUAAAGAAUCUUAUGCCGAACGUUAAUUUGUGGAAAGAAAAUGGUCUAUUGUCCCCCCUACUGUUGAAAUUGAUGAGGGAUGUCGUCUGUGGGCUUGUGCAUUUACAUGAAUUGGGGAUAAUUCAUAGGGACUUAAAGCCUCAAAAUGUUUUGUUAAUUAAAGAAAGUUCAUUUUGUGCAAAGCUUUCUGACAUGGGCAUCAGCAAGCGACUUAUUGGGGACAUGUCUUCUUUGGGUCAUCAUUCUACUGGUUCUGGUAGUUCGGGUUGGCAAGCACCUGAACAGCUUCUUCACGGGCGGCAAACACGUGCAGUGGAUUUGUUUAGUUUAGGUUGUGUCCUCUUCUUUUGCAUCACUGGUGGUAGACAUCCAUUUGGUGAUCGCCUCGAACGUGAUAUAAAUAUUGUGAAGAACCAAAUGGAUCUCUUCUUGGUGGAGUAUAUUCCGGAAGCUUUGGAUCUUAUAUCUCGAUUGUUAAAUCGUGACCCUGAAUUGAGGCCAAAGGCUUUGGAGGUGUUGCACCAUCCUCUUUUCUGGAGCUCUGAGUUGAGACUCUCAUUCCUGCGAGACUAUAGUGACAGGGUAGAACUGGAAGAUAGACAGGCUAACUCUGAUCUUCUGAAAGCCCUAGAAAGUACCGCGCCCGUGGCUUUGGGUGGGAAAUGGAAUGAAAAGAUGGAUCCUGCAUUCCUCACUAACAUUGGCCAUUACAGGCGUUAUAAGUUUGACAGUGUUCGAGACUUACUGCGAGUCAUGCGGAACAAAUUUAAUCACUAUAGAGAGCUCCCAAAGGAAAUCCAGGAACUCCUAGGUCCAGUGCCCGAAGGAUAUGAUCACUACUUUGCAAGUCGGUUCCCAAAACUUCUGAUUGAAGUAUACAAAGUUGCGUGCAAACAUUGUAGAGAAGAGGAAUGGUUUCAGAAGUAUUUCAAAAGCACUGCCAAUGAGUCCUCGGGACUCUAGUUGCUUUAAGUUAUGCUGAAAUAAAUACUGCUGUGUAAGGUGCUUAGUUUAUAUGUGUAGAUGCCUGUAAAUAUUAAUAUGUAUAAAAUAGACUCUCAUAAUCUUAUUAAAAAUAGACUCAUAAUCUUAUUAAUGGUUUCAUCGUCCAA
Molecule: messenger RNA, 2834 nt
Organism: Rosa rugosa (rugosa rose)
Lineage: Eukaryota; Viridiplantae; Streptophyta; Magnoliopsida; Rosales; Rosaceae
Product: serine/threonine-protein kinase/endoribonuclease IRE1a
Exons: 7
Coding region: 112-2685 (857 amino acids)
Biological process (GO): IRE1-mediated unfolded protein response; intrinsic apoptotic signaling pathway in response to endoplasmic reticulum stress; mRNA processing
Cellular component (GO): IRE1-TRAF2-ASK1 complex
Molecular function (GO): RNA endonuclease activity; ATP binding; protein serine/threonine kinase activity
Source: RefSeq, a predicted model, not a curated record